Molecule: messenger RNA, 1254 nt
Organism: Punica granatum (pomegranate)
Lineage: Eukaryota; Viridiplantae; Streptophyta; Magnoliopsida; Myrtales; Lythraceae
Source: RefSeq, a predicted model, not a curated record
GAAUGAAUUAAGUCCACUUACGUGAAGAGAAACAGAGUUCAGACCAGCGAUACGCGCUUUCAAUUAGGAAUCGUAUAUAUUCUGGAUUCUUACGAUCAAGAGGUUUUCAAUGGCGAAUAUUAUGUUCUAUGUUCCGCUAUUCCUUCUUAGCAACACACAUCAUUUGUAAAAAAAAUACGACUUACAAGAAGUUAUGGUGCAAUGCCGAUCGAGACUCGAACUUUGACAGCUCUAAUCGAAUGAAGUUUAAGUCCCUUUUAAUAAAUUCCAGGCCUCUGGUUUCUUGCAGUUGCUUCAGCGGGCAAUUUCCUCCAGGACUUUGACAUCACUUGGGGCGGCCAACGAGCAAUGAUACUGAAUGGAGGCCGGCUCCUCAGGCUCUCUCUUGACAAGGUCUCUGGCUCUGGGUUCGUGUCCAAGAACGAGUUUUUGUUUGGGAGGAUUGACAUGCAGAUCAAGCUUGUUCGUGGAAAUUCUGCAGGCACCGUGACCGCAUUCUAUUUAUCUUCUCAGGGUCCGGCCCAUGAUGAGAUCGACUUUGAGUUCCUAGGGAACCUCUCGGGUAACCCAUAUACGCUCCAUACCAAUGUGUGCACCCAAGGGAAAGGGAAUAGGGAGCAACAGAUUCGUCUCUGGUUCGACCCUACCAUGGCAUUCCACACCUACUCCAUCGUCUGGAAUGCUCAGCGAAUCAUAUUCUUGGUGGAUAAUAUUCCCAUAAGAGUGUUCAACAACUUGGAAUCGAUCGGAGUCCCCUUCCCCAAGAACCAACCCAUGAGGAUAUACUCUAGCCUAUGGAAUGCUGAUGACUGGGCCACCAUGGGAGGCCUUGUGAAGACUGACUGGACAAAGGCUCCAUUCACGGCAGCCUUCAGGAACUUCAAAGCUAACGCCUGUGUGCUGGCUCCUGGCACGUCAGCCUGCAUCAGGACGGCCUCCACUCAGGACAGUGGCUGGCAGGACCAAGCCCUGGACGCCUCAGGGAGGAAAUGGAUCCAGUGGGUUCAAAAGAACCACAUGGUCUACAACUACUGCAAAGAUGUGAAACGGUUCCCCAAGGGCCUACUGCCCGAGUGCAAGCGCUCGAGGUUCCUUUAGAGAGCCAAUUGAUGCCCUCUUUCUCCAUGCCAUGGUCAAUCCUCCUGAGCUCCCUCUGCAAUCGAGUUGAUGAUGAUAUUGGUCAGUCUUUUUCGUAAUUGAAGCCAAUACACGAAGUUCAUUGUGUUCAGAAAUAAACGCACAAUUUCCCUUGCU